This is a messenger RNA of Oryza sativa Japonica Group (Japanese rice), 1165 nucleotides long. Its product is annotated as deSI-like protein At4g17486. NCBI's taxonomy places the organism in Eukaryota, Viridiplantae, Streptophyta, Magnoliopsida, Poales, Poaceae. Gene Ontology annotation, molecular function: deubiquitinase activity. Gene Ontology annotation, biological process: protein deubiquitination. The record is from RefSeq and is a predicted model, not a curated record.
CUUCCCGAACCCGAACCCGCACCCGCCUCGCUCGCACGCUGCCUCCUCCUCGUCGUCCUCCUCCUCCUCGCUGCUCCGCAAGUCCGCAUCGCCUCCCCCCUCGAUCCCAUCUCGGAUCGCCGCCGCCGCAGCAGCAGCCGGGUGGGGCUGCGCUUGGCGGGAGGGAGGGGAGGGUAUAGGAUAGGGGAGAUGGGCGGGGCGGUCUCCGGCGGCGGCGCGGGGGCGGCGGGGGCGGGGGCGGGGGCGGAGGGGGAAGGGGCGUACACGGUGGUGCUGAAUGUGUACGACCUCACGCCGCUCAACAACUACCUCCACUGGUGCGGCCUCGGGAUCUUCCACUCCGCCGUCGAGGUCCAUGGAUCGGAGUACAGUUUUGGAGCUCAUGAUCACCCAACGAGUGGGGUUUUUGAGGUGGAACCAAAGUGCUGCCCAGGGUUCAUGUACAGAUGUUCAAUUUUCAUAGGCCGUACGAGUUUGAAUCCCUUAGAAUUUCGAGAUUUCAUUCAGAGAAUGGCUUCAGAAUACCAUGGAGAUACUUAUCACCUCAUUUCCAAAAACUGUAACCACUUUACGGAUGAUCUCAGUACCAGAUUGACAGGAAAACCGAUUCCUGGCUGGGUUAACCGACCUGCGAAGCUAGGUGCCUUUUGCAACUGCCUUCUGCCAGAAAGCAUGCGGUUGGAGUCAACUGGGACAAAGCACCUCGCGGACUGUCAUUUCUCAGAUGAUUCCCGCACAUCCAGCAAUGAGCAUUUUGAAGAUGAAGAUCUUGAAGACAAGCACCUGCUUUCACAAUCUUCUGUUUCUGAAGAUGCAAUUGUAAAGGAAGUUCACAGGUGACAAACUGCUGAGGCUAUACAGAAUAAUUUGGUGUGUAGUUUGUCAUUCAUUUUGUACAUUGUAAUUCUGUAUUCCAAAAUUUAGUGCGCUCUUUGUAUUCUAAGUUGAUAUUCAUAUUAUUGUGGCCGGUUUAUUGUCAUGAUUAAUUUUGUUCAUUCCAUUUGUACAAACACUGUAAUACCCUACCUACUGAGGCUCCUUAUAGGUAGUCUGGAAGUCACUCUGCAUGUGUACUCUUAAGUCUUAAAUUCGUUUCUUGUAAAAAUGUGAGUUCAAAGAGCGAGUUGAUCCCGAUGACUGCGACGUAUUGUCAGUGAACUGUGCA